CGUAUAUGUAACCUCGUUGUGGCCACGUGGUCGGCAUCGUGCACGCAGAGACGAUGUACCAAGCUGAAGAGUUUGUAGAAGGAGGAUAUGACGCAUCUGCGUAUAACCCUCAGUUUGACUCUCAGUUCGACCAAACUACAUAUCAAUAUGUUUACGGAAGAUCGGCUGAAGCCGAAGAAGCAAAGGGAAGCGUGACUCGUCUGAACAUACCAGAUGUAGUCAGAAGCUUCGUAGUCUACUUUGAUAGACAAGUUGCCGAGAAGAACAUCGUAGAAAUACAAAAUGUCUACGAAAUAAGUUUCAACAAGCUUUCUGAGCGAUUCUACAAGAAUGCUCCAUGGCCAGAAGUGGAGCACGUUGAGCAAGUCGUCGGACACGACGGUGUAUUUCUUAUUCUUUACAAGGAGCUCUACUUCCGGCACAUCUACGCGAGACAACAGCAUUUGUCCGGCAUGCCGACGCUAGAGCAACGAUUUGAAUCGUACUACAACUACUGCGAUCUCUUUAACUACAUUCUAAAUGCCGAAGAACCGGUGGAGUUGGAGCUGCCGAAUCAGUGGCUGUGGGACAUCAUUGAUGAAUUCAUUUACCAAUUUCAGUCGUUUUGUCAGUAUCGAUGCAAACUGAAGAACAAGCCCGAAGAAGAGAUUAUCAUAUUGAGAUCGAAUCCGAUGGUGUGGAACGUUCACAGCGUACUGAACGUAUUGCACUCUCUAGUAGAAAAGUCACACAUCAACGAACAGUUGAGAGCCGAACAAGCGGGCGAAGAUCCGGCUGAAGUAUCCGGCGUGUUCGGCGAUCGACCGCUCUAUAAGAUGCUCGGAUACUUCAGUCUCGUCGGAUUGUUGAGACUCCAUUCACUGCUUGGCGACUAUCACGAAGCGAUUCAUGCUCUACGUCACGUUCAAUUGAAUAAAAAGACGCUGUCUGCUGUUGUGCCUGGUUGCCAGGUUACAACCAAUUACUACGUGGGAUUUGCUUACUUAAUGAUGCGGAGAUAUCAGGAGGCGAUUCAAACAUUUUGUAACAUUCUGCUCUACGUUCAACGUCACAAGCAGCUCUUGCAGAUGAAGAGUGUGCAAUACGAAACGACAUCGAAGCAUAGUGAUCAGAUGUACGCUUUGCUUGCGAUUACCCUGGGACUGUCUCCUCAGAGAAUCGAUGAAAGUGUCCAUAGCCAACUAAGGGAAAAGAUGGUGGAUAGAGUCGACCAGUUGGCAAAGGGAGAUGAAAAGUUGUUUGAAGAAAUGUUUUCGUAUGCUUGUCCGAAAUUUCUAUCGGCUGUACCGCCCAACUAUGAUGGUCCACGCGUGAACCUCAACAAGGAGCCGUUUCAAUUGCAGCUCAAACUUUUUAUGACCGAAGUCCAGCAGCAAAAGCCGACUGCAGAUAUACGAAGUUAUCUCAAAUUGUAUACGACCUUGCCUCUGAGCAAGUUGGCCGCUCUGAUGGAGAAGAGUGAAGAUGAAGUACGAGCCAAACUGAUGUGUUUCAAGCACAAGUUGAGAAGCUGUUGGGCAGUUACGGCCGAGAGAGAUCCGUCAGCAACGGACGUCGACUUUUAUGUCGACGGAGAUAUGAUACACAUUGCCGACACUAAGGUAACACGUCACUACGGAGACUUCUUUGUUCGACACAUACACAAGUAUCAAGAGAUGAGCGAGCAAUUUCUAGCGUCAGCAUCUCAGUUGCGUAAGACAUGAGACUUGUCAUAUAAAUGUAGCACUAAAGUCUACUCGAAGCUUAACUUAGUAUCUCUACUCAUAUUGCGAGCAUUCUUCAUAGAUAGAAGUC
Messenger RNA from Corticium candelabrum, 1794 nucleotides. RefSeq names its product eukaryotic translation initiation factor 3 subunit L-like. NCBI's taxonomy places the organism in Eukaryota, Metazoa, Porifera, Homoscleromorpha, Homosclerophorida, Plakinidae. The transcript is spliced from 22 exons. Bases 54 to 1703 code for a protein of 549 amino acids. Gene Ontology annotation, molecular function: protein binding; translation initiation factor activity. Gene Ontology annotation, cellular component: cytoplasm; eukaryotic translation initiation factor 3 complex. The record is from RefSeq and is a predicted model, not a curated record. Gene Ontology annotation, biological process: translational initiation.